CAGAACGCGCGGAGGAGGACGCAGACGCAGAGGAGACACACAGGAGACAAAGGAGACACAGAGGAGACAGAGGACAGGAGCCACGAGCAGGUUUUAAAGAUGUCAGAUGUAAAGACCAUGCAGACGUGCCACUGUGGCUGGUCUAAAGUUACGACGUACCACGGCCUGAGAACUCACCAGGGGAAAAGUGGAUGCACCCCAAAAGUGACCCCGACCCGCACACAGCAAACUAACUUCAGUAGUUACACACCCAGAUCCACCUGUGCUCCCCCUGCUGUUCCUCGUGUUCACCACCAGGGGUCUGACGACUUCAUUUUCAGACGUGAUGAUGUGGUGACGAUCAAAGAAGACGAGAUGUCAGAUGUAAAGACCAUGCAGACGUGCCACUGCGGCUGGUCUAAAGUUACGACGUACCACGGCCUGAGAACUCACCAGGGGAUAAAUGGAUGCACCCCAAAAGUGACCCCGACCCAGGGGCCUGACGACUUCAUUUUCAGACAAUUACUUGGUGUGAUGACAAGCAAAGAAGCCGAGGCUCUUCAGGGACAGCUGUCAAGCAUUUCCAACUCAUUUGAUGCGUCAUCAUUUAGCCGAUUGUUUGAAACAAAAACUCCACAAACGUCUAGUCCUCCAUCUACGAACACGGACAUGUUUGGGUCUCAAUCAAAAGCAGCCACCGAAGUCGUCAAAAAGGAAAACAAGCCAAUAUUUGGAGCACCAGCAGCAUCGACCUUUAGUUUUAAACCCAGAACUUCACCGAACGCAUUUGAUCCAAACAAAACACAGAUGUUUGGGCCUGAAUCAAAAGCAGCCACCGAAGCCGUCAAAAAGCCAAUAUUUGGAGCACCAGCAGCAUCGACCUUUAGUUUUAAACCCAGAACUUCACCGAACGCAUUUGAUCCAAACAAAACACAGAUGUUUGGGCCUGAAUCAAAAGCAGCCACCGAAGCCGUCAAAAAGCCAAUAUUUGGAGCACCAGCAGCAUCGACCUUUAGUUUUAAACCCAGAACUUCACCGAACGCAUUUGAUCCAAACAAAACACAGUCUGAAUCACUGAAUACUUUCACUGCGCCAUCGGAAGUUUCCUCAAUGGAUUUUGGAACAGAAACUGUACAAACAUCUACUUUCCCAGCUGCGAACAUGGGGCAGCCGCAGCCAAUGAUGUUUGGGCCUCAAUCAAAAGCAGCCACUGAAGCCGUCAAAAAGCCAAUAUUUGGAGCACCAGCAGCAUCGACCUUUAGUUUUGCACCCAGCCCUUCACCGAACGCAUUUGAUCCAAACAAAACACAGCCGGAGUCACUCAAUAUUUUUCCUGCACCAUCUGGAGUUUCCUCGGUGGAUUACGUUAAUGGACCAGCAGCGGCAGGUUUCAACUGUUUCAACCAAACCCAGGGACCUUUCGAUGCGCCUACCGCUCCACCACAGUUUGGAUUUUUCAACACUCAAACGCCCGCCGCUCACGAUACGACGCCAGCGGACAGAACGAGCGCCGGGUUGUUCGAAAACGUGCUGAUCUCGAACGUUCCACUGCAGGUAACCAAUUCUGCGCCGAGUACGGUCGCUACGGAGGCUUCAGCGGAAAAGGAAAACGAACCGCCAGCAUUUGGAUCAGCGCCGUCCUUCACUUUUACGGGAAACGCUCCGUUUGGGCAAAACAAACCACAGCCCAAACCAGGCAACAUCUUUACUGCAGCAUCUGGAGUCUCAUCAGUGCAUCAAAACGUGAGUCCACAGCAGAACUCUGGGUUUGGUGUCACACAGGAGGCGAUAUUUCAGACGCCCUCAUCAUCUCAGCCAGGCCCCAAAACAUCUGCACCUGUAGAGAAAGUUUUUGAGACCCCGACGCAGAACUGUCCCCCGUCUGCAGAAGAAGCAAACAGAACCAGGAGAGCGCUUGAUUUCUCCACAGGAGCAGCUCAGAAUCGCCAAAGAGAUUCACAGCCAGGACCAGGAACUCCAAAAGCUCCACCUCAGGAACCAAAGACAUUUUUUGAGACCCCGACGCAGAACUGUCCCCCGUCUGCAGAAGAAGCAAACAGAACCAGGAGAGCGCUUGAUUUCUCCACAGGAGCAGCUCAGGUUCAAACGUCCUUGACGGUUCCAACGACCGUAGCCGAAACUUUUCUGCUCCCUCUGCAAAAGGAGGAAGAAGUACAACAGCUUCAACGGGAGCAGAUGAAAGCCGAACUUCAACAGGAAAUUCGAGGGAGAGACCAAGAACUGUGUGAGAUCAGGGCACGUGUCAAGGCCUGCAAGGGCAGUUUGGACGGAGAGUGGCUCGAAAUUAACGCCGUGUUUUCAAACGUGAUUCACAUCGUGGAGGAGGCUCGUCAGAGAGCGCUGCAGCCGCUAGAAAACAGGAGAGAACGACUGAAAAGAGAUUCCCAAAGGCUGAUCAAGAAAAUACAGGAAGAGAUUGAGAAACUGGAAAACGCCAUACAGGAAGUGGACGCUGCUGCGGAUUUGGACAGUAUGACUCAUCCAAAGCUGAAGAUUAAAGACAAACAACGGAAUGUGAACACAGCGUUUUCCUUCGGGACUCUGCGGACUACGAUUUCAACCAUGAUGGAGCAAAUUCAGGAAGAAGUGGACCAGAUUUCUGCUUUAGAAAUCAAAAGAGCUCCAGCGUUUGCAGUGGACGUGAAGCUGGACCCUGGCACCGCUCACCUAUGGCUCAUUCUGUCCGAAGACGGGAAGGCGGUCCGAGAUGGCGGACAGUGUCAACAGCAGCUCCCGGCGAGGACGGGGCGGUUCGACUCGUUCGGGAGCGUCGUAGGGGCCGGUUCCUUCAGCUCGGGGAGGGCCUACUGGGAGGUGCAGGUCGGGGACAAAAGCGGAUGGGACCUGGGCGUAACGUCGGCCAAAGCGAACCGCCAAGGCAAGCUGAAACUGAGUCCAAACGGCGGCUACUGGGCGAUAGUUCACUACGAGGGGGAUAAGUACGCGGCCUUGACAGCGCCCCCUGUGUGUGUGCGGCUGAAGCACAAGCCGCAGAAGGUGGGCGUGUUUUUAGACUACGACGAAGGGCUGGUGUCGUUUUACAAUGUGACCGACUCGACUCAUAUUUACUCUUUCACCAAAUGCAGCUUUGACGACGGGGUUUUACCGUAUUUCAGUCCGCAUCCGGAAAAAAACGGUAAAAACGCAGCGCCGCUCGUCAUUACCCAAGUGAACGUCUAGAGCUGUAGUCAUGGAAACGAGGUAGCUAGAAAAAAUUCUCGUGAUUUAUUUUAACCUCGUCAACGCUGAACAAGAUCUAUUCCUCGAUGUAAAAGUGCUUUGUCUGCCUUGAAGUCGGAAAAGCGCUGGACAAAAAUGCAGAUUUAGCACUUCCUCUGCCUGGAAUGUUCCACGUUAUAACAUUAAACGUGUACAUAGUGAUUUUAUUGUGUUGAAUAAGAUGUAUCUUUACUGUGAGUGGAGUCACCUUUCCACAGCUCUGACCUGUAACUUGAUCUGGUGAUGUCAUUUUUUAAUUUUUUUUUGUUUUUCCAUGUAAGUAGAUGUUUAAUGUCAUACUGUGGGACAUUCUGGGUGAAGGGAAAAGAUCUCCAUGGCGACAAGCAGAUGGGGAAAUGUUACAAGUGCCAGUUACUAGAGAAAGUUUUGAAGGAAUUACUAUUA
Messenger RNA from Periophthalmus magnuspinnatus, 3624 nucleotides. RefSeq lists its product as uncharacterized. Lineage: Eukaryota; Metazoa; Chordata; Actinopteri; Gobiiformes; Gobiidae. The coding region runs from base 100 to 3180 and encodes 1026 amino acids. The record is from RefSeq and is a predicted model, not a curated record. The transcript has 36 exons. Gene Ontology annotation, molecular function: protein binding.